AGUGCAGUGUUUCUGUUUUUUUGUUUAGCAUGUGCGUUUUUAUUAGGCGAUUUCAACUGCACACCACUGGCCCUUGACGACAAGCCUCGCCGACCGCACCAUGGUCAACCUCUGCUGUCUCUGCUGCGGUGAAAUCCCUCAUCCCCGCCCCCCUCCGCCAGGCCAGUCGGGAGGACCGCGGCGGUAUCCCCGCGCCGUGCAGCAGCAGCAGCGGCAGCAGCGGCCCGCUGGCUCCGGCCCAGACGCUCGGGGGCUGAAGGGGGCACAAGGAGGGGGAGCGAACGGAGGGAUACCUAGCACGGAGCAUGUGGAUAAAAAGGAGUGAGCUCGCAACCUCUCUCUGACAUGCGAAAAGUGCAGCAUGCUCUCCUCCGGCCCGGACUCUGCGGAGGACACGACGGCGAGCGCUGCCGAUGCUGCUGAGGGAGAGGAGCGGGAGCGGGAGCGGGAGGGGCAGGACUCACCCGCUGAGAGUGGUGUCCUGGAGGAGCAGCGUCCAGUGAAGCAGUCCCUGGGUGCUUGUGUCUGCCGGGAGUCCCAUUGGCGCUGCCUGCUGCUCUCUCUGCUCAUGUACAGCUGCGUGGGCGCGGUGGCCUGGUGUCAGCUCACCCGGGUCACGAAGAUCAGCUUCAACUCCGCCCUCACCUCUUCUCUCGCGGCCUCCUUCACCUCCUCCCUGCGGGGGGCGUCGGGGAUGGGCGUUGGAGGGCACUCAAUGAUCUACCACGACAGCCCCUGCUCUGACGGCUACAUCUACAUCCCUCUGGCCUUCCUGCUCAUGCUCUACGUGUUGUACAUGGCGGAGUGCUGGCACUGCAGAGCCAGGAGCGAGCUGCAGUGCAAAGCAGACGUGGAAAGUGUGUAUGAGCGUGUGCUGCGGAUGCGGCAGGCCCAGCCCUGCAUAUGGUGGAAGGCUAUCAGCUACCAUUUCGUCCGACGGACUCGGCAGGUCACUCGAUACCGUAACGGGGACGCCUACACCACCACACAGGUGUACCAUGAGAGAGUGAACACGCACGUGGCAGAGGGAGAGUUCGACUACAGCCAUUGUGGGAUGAAAGAUGUAUCCCGUGACCUCAGAGGCUUGGAGGGACAUCCAGCGACUCGCCUGUGCUUCACCAAGUGUUUCAGCUUCACCGAGGCAGGUCCAGAAAAUGACUACAUCAACCAGAGAGCCAGGUUCUUCUCUGAAAUCGAGGGUUUGGACGAUUACAUGGAGGCCAGGGAGGGGAUGCAGCUGAAGAAUGUGGACUUCAGAGAAAACCUGAUAGCCUUAGUAGACCCAGAUAGGAUGCCUUGGUACACUUCCCAGGUUGCCUUUUGGCUGGCAGCUCUCUUCAUGCUGUCCUGGCCUCUGAGAGUGCUCACUGAGUACCGCACUGCUUACGUGCACUACCGCAUAGAGAAACUGUUUGGGUUAGAGUACAGCCACAGCAGCCCGUCUCCUCUGGAUGAAGACAGGCCUGUGGGGAAUAACACUGGUUGUGUGCUUCCAAGAGUAGACACACUGGACAGCACUGAAAUGGAGUGGCACAUACGCUGCAACCGCCAGGUGAUCCCCAGCUACUCGGAGGCCAUGCUAAUAAACACGAGCACAGCGGACUCUAACUCACUACAUGACACCGAAUGCACCUCAUCCUCCAACUGCUUCCUGUUGGACAGCGGCCAGACUGCUCAGAGUUACGGCGCUCUCCAAAGCCAGGACGACUGCGAGCUGUGCAGCGAGCUGCCCGGACGAGGAGACGGGGGAAGCAGGAGAAGGACCAUCACCAGCUCCAGCUGCUCCUCCAUCUUCUCCUGCCAGGGGGCGCUGUUCCAGUCCCACCUCUCCUCGGACACGUCUCGCUUCUCCCUCUGCCGCAUGUACGGCUCCCAUCGCACCGUGGCUCUGUGGAGGAGCCGCAGCAGCAACCUGACGGACCCCUGCUGCGUGGACGAGCAGUGCUGCAGGUCCGACUCCAGCCAGCUGGCCCUCAGUAACAGUCCGCCCACUUAUAGGGACGCUCGGUUCUUCCCGGUUCUCAUCGUCCAUCGGCCUGAGGGCUGUGGCAGCGAGGAUGGGAGGGAGGUGAGGCGUUAUUAUAUACGGAGAGGGUCGUCCUGUGUGGAGACGGCUCUGUGAAAGACGAAGAGACUGAUUGAUAAGGCAAGAUAGAUCAGUAAUAAUGGAUGGUGUUGUUGCGUUGGUGACUAUGUGAUAGACACACUGACAUUAAUGAAGAUCUAUGGAGAAAAUGUUUUCUUUCAGCAAAUUCCAAUGUAAACAUGAAGCAAAAGAAACAGCUGCAGGUGAGAUGUACUGCACUAAAGGCAUUGGGACAUUCUCACCUCGGCAUUGUCAUCUGUCUGUCAUCUACAGGAGUGUCUAAAAGUAAAUAAAUAAUAACUGUCAAAAUCCAAAUCUGGUGAAGACGGUGCACACAUGCCUUACACUGCACGAUCUGAGCAUCCCCACAUUUCAUCACGGAUAUUUUUCAAAAAUCACGGGAAAGAAAACGUCAUCAGUUCUAAUGUGUGUUAAGCAUUAUGUGUGGGUUUACUUCCAACUUAGAGGCAUAGGUAAGAAUAAUUUUUAAAAAAAAAGAAAAGAUGCAUGUUUUUAGUUUAUUAAUAGACAGCAAGGUGAAACCAAAGACAUGAGUAGUCUGGUUUAUUUAUUUAUUUAUUAUUAUUUUAUUGAAGCCUACAAAGUAUUUAUCAAUGAGAGAUGUGUGGAGUGGAGAGCAUGAAGUGGAUGUCAAAGUGUAGGAAAUAAAGGUGACCCUGAAAGAUCGUUGCAUACAAAUAUUUUAGAUCAACUUGUAAGGUCCAGUGCAUGAAUGUGUUUACACUUGUACCCUGUCAGGUUGAAAAGAAUGUUUUCUAAGUGGAAACACAUACAGUAGUAAUAGUAUGAAGAGAUGUCUGAAAAGGUAACAUAACAGGGCUGGAUUGUGGGUUGUUUUUUUUU
Messenger RNA from Xiphias gladius (swordfish), 2950 nucleotides. Its product is annotated as transmembrane protein 151B. The record is from RefSeq and is a predicted model, not a curated record. The coding region runs from base 362 to 2122 and encodes 586 amino acids. NCBI's taxonomy places the organism in Eukaryota, Metazoa, Chordata, Actinopteri, Istiophoriformes, Xiphiidae. The transcript has 2 exons.